Molecule: messenger RNA, 4974 nt
Organism: Sceloporus undulatus (fence lizard)
Lineage: Eukaryota; Metazoa; Chordata; Lepidosauria; Squamata; Phrynosomatidae
Gene: SYT7
Product: synaptotagmin 7
Exons: 13
Coding region: 522-2576 (684 amino acids)
Biological process (GO): regulation of calcium ion-dependent exocytosis; calcium-ion regulated exocytosis; vesicle fusion
Cellular component (GO): synapse; synaptic vesicle; axon
Molecular function (GO): calcium-dependent phospholipid binding; phosphatidylserine binding; clathrin binding
Source: RefSeq, a predicted model, not a curated record
UCUCCUCCUCCGAGGGGCAGGGAAGGGAAGGCAGGGGAGGAGGGAGGCUUUGGCAUGCUCCGGCUGGACAAGGACCCUAGAGCCCUGGGUGGUGUGGCUAGCACUCUGGCUAGGAGUGUUGCUAGCCCUGCCUCCCCCUGGCCCCCUUCGGAAGAGCCCCUGCUUCCCCUGGGCUCCCUGGGCGCCUCGUGCCUCCUUCCUCUCCCGCCUCCCUGUCGCCGCCUGGGAGGACGCCGACCUGCUCCUGGAGGUCACUCUUGGGCCGACAGCAGCAGCAGCAGCAGCAGCAGAAGAAGAAGCCGCCUGUGGCUUCUCCUCCUCCUCCUCCUCCUCUUGCUCGCUUCCCUUCCUCGCCUGAAGAGGAGGCUCUUGCCAGCGGGGAGAGAAGGGGGAGGAGGAGGAGCCCGAGGCUGCUGAGGCAGAAGGGAGCCGGUCCCGGCUGAAGCCCCCCGCCCCGCCCCGCCCCGCCCCGCCGGCCCCGGAGGGAUUUACUCGGGAUUCCCCAGGAGCCGAGGGGAAAGAUGUACCUCGACCCAGAGGCCGCCAAAGGGGCACCUUCCCGUGAUGUCCUCCUGGUCUCAGCCAUCAUCACCAUCAGCCUUAGUGUCACCAUUGUCCUGUGCGGGAUCUGCCAGUGGUGUCAGCGCAAACUGGGCAAACGUUACAAAAACUCCUUGGAGACAGUGGGAACACCAGAUUCCAGCCGAGGCCGCAGCGAAAAGAAAACCAUUAAUGAUCUAGACAGAGACUUUUGGAAUAACAAUGACAACACAGUGCAACAGAAAUGGAGCUCCUACCCUCCCAAGGAGUUUAUACUAAACAUAUCACCUUACGCCCCAUACGGUGAUCCACGACUUUCCCUCAAUGGCUCAUUGCUGUCAGGUGCAAAGCUGGCCGCCUCGGCCACAUCAGGGCUGGCAGGGGGGCGAGAAGGACGCCAUGGGGAGAGACCACAGCUCCGAGAGGACGGCAUGAAGAGCAGCGUGUCUGCCCACAGCGAGCCCAGCAUUGGGAAGGCGGGGAGAGGCCGAUGGCAAAUGGUGCAGAGCCAUCUAGCAGCAGGGAAGCUCAGCUUAUCCAAUUUUGAGGAUUCCACCUUGUCCACAGCCACUACCCUUGAGUAUAUCCCCACCUCAGCAGGAGACCCGAAAUGCCAGCGCCCACGUACCCUGUUGCGCCAGCAGAGUCUCCAACAGCCACUCAGCCAACACCAGAAACCCAACCACAGCCAGCCCACCACCAGCCAGAGCCUGGGUCACCUCCAGUCCCACACCAGCCACUCUUCCACCACAGCCAGUGGCAACCCCCGGGGCUGUCGGAGUGGGCAGUCACGGCAAGGGACCACCGCUGGCUCCAAGCAAAGAACAGCUGGCAGCCGUAGCCGCUCCAACCCAGGGAGCUGGGACCACAUGGUGGGGCAGAUUCGGAACCGAGGCUUGGAUAUGAAGUCUUUCCUGGAAGGCCGUAUGGUGGUGCUAUCCCUUGUUUUGGGGCUCUCAGAACAGGACGACUUUGCCAAUAUACCUGAUCUACAAACCACUGGGAACCAGCAGAACCAGAACUCUCAGGGGGACAAGAGAUUACCCUCUGGUGGCAAAGUGGGGAAUGCAGCAGCUGUGCCAGGGCAGACGCAACACGAGGAGCCAGACCACAAGACGGAGCCCCGCUCAUCUGUGUCAGAUUUAGUCAACUCCCUGACCAGUGAAAUGCUGAUGCUCUCCCCUGGGUCUGAGGAUGAUGAGGGACACGACAGCUCCAGCAGAGAGAACCUUGGCCGAAUCCAGUUUAGCGUUGGCUACAAUUUCCAGGAAUCCACCCUAACUGUCAAAAUAUUGAAAGCUCAGGAACUGCCAGCCAAGGAUUUCAGUGGCACAAGUGACCCUUUUGUCAAAAUUUACCUCCUACCAGAUAAAAAACAUAAGCUGGAGACCAAGGUGAAAAGGAAGAACCUAAACCCCCAUUGGAAUGAGACCUUUCUCUUUGAAGGUUUUCCCUAUGAGAAAGUGGUUCAACGAGUGCUGUAUCUACAGGUUCUUGAUUAUGAUCGGUUCAGUCGUAAUGAUCCCAUUGGGGAAGUGUCUAUUCCCCUCAACAAGGUGGACUUGACCCAGAUGCAAACGUUCUGGAAAGACCUAAAGCCUUGCAGUGAUGGAAGUGGAAGCCGAGGAGAGCUGCUCCUAUCCCUUUGCUACAACCCUUCUGCUAACUCCAUCGUUGUGAAUAUUAUCAAAGCUCGGAAUCUUAAAGCCAUGGACAUUGGAGGAACAUCAGACCCUUAUGUGAAGGUGUGGCUGAUGUACAAAGACAAGCGGGUGGAGAAGAAGAAGACAGUGGUGAUGAAGAGAUGCUUAAACCCUGUCUUCAAUGAGUCCUUCAUCUUUGACAUCCCCACAGAGAAACUGAGGGAGACAACCAUUAUCAUCACUGUCAUGGAUAAGGACAAGCUAAGCCGGAAUGAUGUCAUUGGAAAGAUCUACCUGUCAUGGAAGAGUGGCCCAGGUGAAGUGAAGCACUGGAAGGAUAUGAUUGCACACCCCCGUCAGGCAGUGGCACAGUGGCAUCAGUUGAAGGCUUGAAGGGCAGAUGCCGAGGACUCGCUCUGGGUUUCAAUGCACCAACUUUUUUUGGCCACACUCUCACUAAUUUAUGCACAGCGGCUGCACCGAGGUCUCCUCCAGGGACACAAAAGUUUGGGAUUGAUCACAGGCUAAGGGAGUGAAUCUGAAAACAUGUACUUUUUUUAAAAAUCUGGGAGAAGGUGGUGUGGGUGCCCUAUUGUGCUGGUUCAGUACACACAGCACCAUAAAGAACAUCAUUACUACCCAAACCUCCUGCUUUAGCCUUUCCUUCAGACUCCUUAUGUAGAAAGAAUGAGUGAAAGAGAGAAAGAGAGAGAGACCAGAGCAGACCAGCCCUCCAGCUGAAAGUGGCCUCAGCACAGGAUUUGUUUGGGUUCACAGUGUAGUGCAAGCAGUUAUGGCAGCAUGAUGGAAGGAGAGGGGUCUGCGACCGCCAUAUGAGACUUCCUAUGAGUUCUUCCAGCCAAAGGCCAUUUGGGAUGGCACCCAAGUCCACCGUGGGAAUGUUAGCCCGCACUGGUGGCUGCUCAGGCCUGAGGGGUAAUGACACAGAGAUCACUUGCUUGAUUUCAACGAGGUUGUUUCGUCAUAAUUCAAUAAAACUUGUUUAGAGUAAUAAGAAUAAUAUAAAUAAUGCUCCUGGCUAGAUCUUUGUCCUAGCCGGGCCACUCAGCAAAGGGGCAAGAGGAGCCAUGGUGCUCCCACAAGCUCCUCAUGGGUGUAUUGUGGGUGUGGGUGUGUGUUGUAACUAUGCGUUCAGGGUAUUUGUGUGUCACUUGUUGUGUUUUCUUUUGGGCCCUAGAGAAAUUGCUUUUAUCAGGGGAUUUGACUGACAGCCCAGCAGGAAUGGAUGGAGAGGUUUAUGCCAUGUGGGAUGGAAAACAGGCCCAACACAUUACAGGGGACUGGGUCAGAAGGGAGAGAGAACAGUGAUAAGCAAGGAGGCCAUUUGCUCUUAGUCCCUCUGUGUGGCACAAUGAGCUAGAAGCCACCACCAUGAGGCACAUGUCACAUGCAAGAGAAUAGCCUUUAGUUCCCCUCCCCCCUUUUUUUGGCAGAUGAGAUAGAAACAAGCUAAGCAUACUGCAGUUUUCUAGGUAAACAAUGUAGACCCCUGGCAACACCUGAACAUCCUUGGCAGAAGCAGACACAAGCAAUUCAACUAUUUUAACUCAAUUCCUCCUCUUCCUCCUUUUCCUCUUCCAUUUCCUUCUCCCUCCUCCUCCUCUUUUUCCAUCUCCUUCCCAUCAUCAUUAUCAUCAAUUUCAGUAAAGGACUCAGUAUACCAUAGAGUCAAAGUUUUAAAAUAUUAAACAGGGAACAAGUCUUACAACAUCACAACUCACUUUUUUUCUUCAUUGGAUAGGUCAGAAUGCUGGUCCAACCAUGCAGUGACCAAAGGUCCCCCACCCCACCCCACCUUGUAAGCCUCCCCAAUGUGGCCAUUUUCAGGUUGCUGGAGAGCAAUGGGAUCAGCAACAACAAAGCCAGCAGUUUUCCUUUUACUAGAGGUCACCUGCAGGGAUGUCCCAUGGACACUCAGAGGUCCCUGCAGAUGUCUGUUGCAGUACAUCCAGCUAAAGAAAAUAGCUAGAUGCUUCACCAUUUAUCACACCAUUCUCUAACAACCCAGAAAUGGUUGCUGUGGAGGGGAGGGGGCUGCACAGCUUACAAAAUGGAAUUGGGAGAUGUAGCUACAGAGUCUACAGAGGAGACACAUGCAUCUCCCAGUGCAGGACCUCUGCCAGUACAUAAAAGAUCAGCUGGGAUCAUAUUUGAUGCUGAGGAAGUGUAAAGCUUUGCCAACGUACUUGUGUUGAAGAUCCAAGAGACUGAAGGCUUCUCCCUCCCUCCCUCCCUCCCUCCCUCCCACCGCCAGCAAUGCAACAAAAGUCAGAAGAUGCACAGGCACAUCUCAGUGGCCAAUAAGUGGGUUGUCCAGUUGUCAUUGUGCAACCAGGGAAAAGCCUUAUGGAUAAGGUACUGGAUACCUCCUUCUCCAGUAUCUGAGGAAGUACUUAUGUUGGCAUCAUCCGUGGUUAUUCUGGCCCAAGGAGAAAUUAUGAGAAUAGUCAGUUGGCUUUACCAGAAUAUUUUAAUGUCAGCACAUUCACAUCUCCUCAGAUACCUGGCCAGAAGUAGAGAAAUGUCUCGAUUAGGCACCAAAAAAAUAUUGGAACCAGAUCUUGGAAGAAACUAGUUAAAUAUAACUAGUUAUUUGCUAAUUAGCUUUGUACACAAAAAGUUUAACAAGCUAAGCUGUUAACAGCACUCAUUAUGAGAGUUUGGAAACAACUUGUUAAGUUUAACUAUUCAUGUGCUGACUUAGGCCUGUUACAGACUGUCAAAAUAAAGCUGCUUCGGGUCUCUUUGGAGAUAUGCUAUUUAAAUGAUU